ACACCAUUAAAAUCCCAGCUCUUUGAGACAAAACCCUCGGCGGUGGUCGUCGUCGUUCCCCUCCCAAAACCCUAGCAUCUCCCCGCAAUUCCCCCGUCCUCUUCUCCCGAUACCCAUACCCCUUAGCAAAACCCUAACCCUAAACCUAACCUUAGAUCUCGAUGCGGCGCCCCAAGCCCCGCCAAUCGCUCACCCGCAAGAAGCGGCGCCUCCAGGAGGCGGAGGAGAUCGAGCUCCUCGACUCGUGGAUCGAGGCCAUGAAGCCCGCCUCGGGGACCAACCCCCUCGCCGUCACCCCUCCGCCGCCCUCCGCCCCCGCCGGCCGCCUCCCCGGCGCCGGCGGCGGCUUCUCGCCCUACGCCGGGUGCAAGCUCUUUAGCCAGUUGCCCAUCUCGCGCAGGACGAAGGACGGGCUCGCGCGCAAGUAUACAGAGAUGAGCGAGAUCCAGCGCGCCUCGCUGCCCCACUCCCUCUGUGGCCGCGACAUCUUGGGCGCCGCCAAGACCGGCUCCGGAAAAACCCUAGCUUUCAUCAUCCCGGUCAUAGAAAAGUUAUAUAAAGCACGAUGGGGCCCAGAGGACGGUGUGGGGAGCAUAAUAAUCUCUCCUACAAAGGAAUUAGCUGGACAACUUUUUGAAGAGCUGAAAACUGUAGGGAAAUACCAUACUCUGAGCGCUGGUCUUUUGGUUGGUGGGCGCAAAGAUGUUGAUGCAGAGAAGCAACGAGUCAAUACUCUGAACAUUUUGGUGUGUACACCCGGCCGGCUUCUCCAACACAUGGAUGAGACUCCAAACUUUGAUUGUUCACAGCUUCAGGUAUUGGUGCUUGAUGAGGCAGAUCGAAUUCUUGAUCACGGUUUUAGGGAGCAAGUUGAUGCAAUCAUCUCCCAGAUUCCUAGAGUAAGACAAACGCUUCUCUUCUCCGCAACACAAACAAAGUCAGUUAAGGAUCUUGCAAGGGUCAGUUUGAAGGAUCCAGAGUACAUUAGUGUGCAUGCUGAAUCUGUGACGGCGACACCUGAGCGCCUGAAACAACUUGCCAUGAUUGUUCCUCUUGAACAGAAGUUGAAUAUGCUUUGGAGUUUCAUCAGGAGACAUCUCAAGUCAAAAAUACUCGUCUUCCUAUCUAGCUGCAAGCAGGUCAAAUUUGUAUAUGAAGCAUUUAAGAAACUUCGUCCCGGAAUUCCUCUAAAAUGUUUGCAUGGGCGGAUGAAACAUGAUGUUCGAAUGGCGAUAUAUCUAGAGUUCUGUCAAAGUACUUCUGUUCUUUUUUCAACCGAUGUGGCUUCCAGAGGGCUUGAUUUCCCAGCUGUUGAUUGGGUGGUUCAGGUUGACUGCCCAGAAGAUAUUCCAACUUACAUUCACAGAGUUGGCCGUACUGCUCGUUUUACCAGUGACGGUAGGUCUGUAUUAUUUCUCACGCCUUCAGAGAAAGAAAUGUUGAAAAAAUUACAAUCAGCCGAACCAAAAAUACCAAUUCUGUCCCGCGAGCCAAGAAAAGAAAAAUUGGAACAAAUCUCUGCCCGUCUCUCAUCACUUCUGGUUCAGUAUCCUGAGAUGCAGCAAUUGGCUAAAAGGGCCUUUGUUACGUAUCUAAAAUCCGUGCAUCUUCAGAAAGACAAGGAGGUAUUUGACGUCACUAAACUGCCUCUGGAAGAGUUUGCUGCAUCUCUAGGUCUUGCCAUUACCCCAAAAAUCCGAUUCAUAAACCAGAAAAAGAAGGGACAGAAGGUACUUGUGGAAGCUGUUCAUGAGCAAGAAGAUGGAAUUGAUGAUAGCUACAAAGUUGCCAAUAGAAAGCCACAAAGUAGUGUCAAAUUGAAUGAAGAACCAGAAGAAGAUGAUAUUCUUUUGCCAAAAAAGACCAUCAUCGAUGAGGAAGGAAACAGAGAUGCUGAGCCGGGAACUAGGGUUUUGAAGAAGAAGAAGCUCAAGAUUAACGUCCAUAGACCGGUCGGAACAAGGUUGAAGUAUGAUGAGGAAGGGAACAUAAUGCCUCCUCUUGCUGCGGCCAUAGCUGGUCCUGAGAGUGGGAAUGCCGUGCUCCGCACUGAUAAAGUAAAGGAACGGUACGAGAAGCUGAGGCAAGAGAUGAAGGAGAAGGAUAAGGAGGACAAGAUACUGAACCGGCAGCGGCUGCGCGAGAAGAGGAAGGAGAAGCAGAUGAAAUUGAAGAGGCGGAGAGGGGAAGAGGAAGAGGAAGCAGCGGACUCCGAGGAUGGCCGCUCGGAGUUGGACGAAGCUGAAAAUGGAGCUGCGAAGAGAUCGAAGAUACGCUUCGUCAGUGACGAUGAAGAGGAAGAGAAGGGUAAUAAUAAAAAGGAUUUUGGCCUAUGCUCGGAUUUGGUUUCCAUAGCAGAGCAGGAGGCAUUGGCGCUCAAGCUGUUGGGUUCAAUGCAUUCUUGAUCACCUUUUUGUAUUAUUUAUUUUGUUUACUAUAAAAUCUUAAAUUAAUUCAGCAUAAUGUUUUGAAGCUGUCGGGUAAGGGACGUUUGGAAAAGGAACGUUCUAGUUUUUGUUUCUAACCGUUCGUAAUUGUAAGCAUUCUGCAGGUUAUUUCAGCGAUGAUCAUGCGGCAGUAAACUAGUUA
Molecule: messenger RNA, 2589 nt
Organism: Ananas comosus (pineapple)
Lineage: Eukaryota; Viridiplantae; Streptophyta; Magnoliopsida; Poales; Bromeliaceae
Product: DEAD-box ATP-dependent RNA helicase 32
Exons: 8
Coding region: 162-2405 (747 amino acids)
Biological process (GO): rRNA processing
Cellular component (GO): nucleus
Molecular function (GO): ATP binding; nucleic acid binding
Source: RefSeq, a predicted model, not a curated record